Messenger RNA from Perca fluviatilis (European perch), 1432 nucleotides. RefSeq names its product apoptosis-stimulating of p53 protein 2-like. Lineage: Eukaryota; Metazoa; Chordata; Actinopteri; Perciformes; Percidae. Gene Ontology annotation, biological process: regulation of apoptotic process. Gene Ontology annotation, molecular function: p53 binding. Gene Ontology annotation, cellular component: nucleus. The transcript is spliced from 9 exons. The record is from RefSeq and is a predicted model, not a curated record. Bases 458 to 1432 code for a protein of 324 amino acids.
AGCCCCCGGGGCCGGUGUCCGGUGUUUGAGAGCCCAUACCCCGCUCCCGCAGAGACGCAGACGGGAUGUGAGCGGGAUUAUCGCUCGGCUGGGGGUAGGGGGGGUGGCUGCUGAAGCUUUGUUCUUCCCCUCUGUCAUCACAACCAGCAGACACGCGCUGCUUCCUGCAGCCUCGCGCACACAGCCUCUCUGACAUCCUCUUCUUCUUUUUCUUCUUCUUCUUGUUCCCGUUCUCCAGAGGGAGCGGAGACACGGAGACAACCGGAGAGGCCCGCAGCUUCACCGCAACAGGUCCGGGAACCGCUGGAAUAUAAAUACUACUAAUAAUACUAAUAAUACUAAUAAUAAUAGUAGUAAUAGCAGUAAUGUAGCUGAUGACGGAGACGCGCGGAGCGAAGAGAAGCGUUGACGGUGUGACUGUUUGAUGUUUUCGGCUGCUACCGGAUAAACCGUCAACAUGAUGCCGAUGUUCCUGACCGUGUACCUGAGCAGCAACGAGCAGCACUUCAGCGAGGUUCCCAUCACGCCGGAGACGCUGUGCAGAGACGUGGUGGAGCUCUGCAAGGAGCCCGGCGAGGCCGACUGCUACCUGGCCCAGGUGUGGAGAGGCUCAGAGCACGUGGUUGGAGAAGGCGAGCGGAUGUUGGAGGUGUUGCAGCGAGGCGGGCAGCAGAGGGGCGAGGUCCGUUACCUCCUGCGUCACCAGAGAGCUCCGGGACCAGAGACGGGUGGAUCCAGAGCUGCGGAUCAGAUGGUGAAGAGGAACCAGCUGAAAGCGUCGGUGGACAGAUGCGUGGAGAACGGGGUCUCCGUGACGCUGAGCGACCUGCAGGAUCUGGCAACACGACAGCAGCAGCAGAUCAACACCCAGCAGCAGCUGCUGGCUGCCAAGGAGCAGCGGCUGCGCCAGCUGAAGCAGCUGGACCACCAGGAGGAGUCUGAGACCAGCAGACUGCAGCAGCUCCGAGAGAACGCUCUCAACCAGGAGGCCAAACUGAGACGAGUCCGGGCCCUCAGGGGCCAGGUGGAGCAGAAACGCCUCAGCAACAGCAAGCUGGUGGAGGAGAUCGACCAGAUGAACGGUCUGUUCCAGCUGAAGCAGAGGGAGCUGCUGCUGGCCGUGUCCAGGGUGGAGGAGCUGAGCGAUCAGCUGGAGGCGCUAAGGAGCAACAGCCUGGAGCCUCCUCUUCCUCCUCCUCAUCUUCAUCAUCACAGCACCUCCUCCACGGCCGAGCUGGAGCGCCUCUACAAAGAGCUGCAGCUGAGGAACAAGCUGAACCAGGACCAGAGCGGGCGGCUGCAGCAGCAGAGAGACAGCCUGAACAAGAGGAACCUGGAGGCCGCGGCCAUGGACCGGAGGCUGGCCGAGCUGCGCCAGCGCCUCUGGAAGAAGAAGGCCGCCCUGCAGCAGAAGGAGAACCUGCCGCCUUGA